Echinostoma caproni is the source of this 1467-nucleotide messenger RNA. NCBI's taxonomy places the organism in Eukaryota, Metazoa, Platyhelminthes, Trematoda, Plagiorchiida, Echinostomatidae. The record is from the annotation of a GenBank genome assembly.
GUUGGUAUAGCGCAAAUUCUCAUUUCCUACAUGGUUGCAUUCUACUACAACACGGUCACCGCCUGGAGUUUGUACUUUUUCCUGGCCUCAAUUACCGACAAACUACCGUGGACACACUGUGACACGAGACGCGGGAACACGAACGAGUGCGUGAACUAUACCACCCUGGUCGCCCAGGUGUCCACACUGACCGGUGAGGACAAUGCGACCACUUUUGUGCUGCACAAUCACACAUUGGCUUCGACGGAAUACUUUGAACGCGUGGUACUGAGCAUGCAACACAGUACCGGACUAAAUGACCUGGGUCCGAUGCGCUGGCCAAUUGUGGGCUGUACAGUGAUGACAUUCAUCAUAUUGUAUGCCUCAAUGCGUCGUGGUGUGAAAUCAUCGGGAAAGGUUGUUUAUGUGACUGCUCUGUGUCCAUACGUUCUUCUAUCCGUAUUGUUAUUCAACGGGAUCACACUUCAAGGCUCAAAACAAGGAAUUUGGUAUUUCAUUCGCCCGCGUUUUGAGAAGCUAACUGAAAUGAAAGUUUGGGCCAAUGCGGCCAUUCAAAUAUUUUUCUCCACUGGUGCUGGGUUCGGAGCCCACAUUGCAUACGCCACGUACAAUCCAACUCAGUACAAUUGUUACCGGGAUUGCAUUGUGACUUCGAUUGUGAACGCGCUGACAAGUAUAUUUGCCGGGAUCACUGUGUUCGCCUAUUUGGGCUAUCUGGCUCAUUUGAUGCACACACCGGUGGAAUCGGUCACUGGAGAAGGUCCGGGACUCGUGUUCCAAGUCUAUCCGUUCGCUAUUGGCACGUUACCAUGGGCCCCGUUUUGGGCGGUCACAUUUUUCCUCUUACUGAUCAUGCUCGGAUUGGACAGUGGAAUGGGUGGCCUGGAAUCUGUGAUCACAGCUGUAACGGAUAUGAUACCCUUGACUUUGCUCAAAUACAAGGCAUUUCGACCGCUCCUCACUCUGGUAAUUCUCGGCUCAGCUUGUACCGUGGCCAUGGUGAAUGCAACUAGUGGUGGCAUGUAUGUCUUCAAUCUCAUGGAUCGAUACAUGGCCGGAGCCUCGUUGCUGAUUGGCAGCUUAUUUCAGGUUAUCGCUAUCGCUUGGUUCUAUGGACUUGAUCAGCUGUGUGAAGAUAUCCGGUUAAUGAAUCUACCCAAUCCUUCGCUGUAUUGGCGUUUGUGUUGGAAAUUUAUCACACCAGUAAUGUUGACGGUCAUGAUUGUAAGUUCCAUUCUGGAUCCAACUCCGCUUCGUUACAACUACGGAACACGCCACCCCGAACUGAUGCACAACACGUCAGAAAUUAUCGAGAUUGGUAUUCAGGGAACCAGUCAAUUUUAUGACUAUCCGCCGUGGGCCGAAACACUCGGUUGGUUUAUGAGUGCUGUCUCAGUUCUAAUGAUACCAGUUGUGGCAAUUGUGGUCAUCGUCCGGCAUGGUUGCCACAUACAGGUGAGAGCUUAA